Messenger RNA from Oncorhynchus tshawytscha (Chinook salmon), 1578 nucleotides. RefSeq names its product intestinal mucin-like protein. The record is from RefSeq and is a predicted model, not a curated record. The transcript has 6 exons. Gene Ontology annotation, cellular component: extracellular matrix. The annotation marks the transcript as partial. Lineage: Eukaryota; Metazoa; Chordata; Actinopteri; Salmoniformes; Salmonidae.
ACAGGGCCAGUUGUCAUUGAUUACAAUCCCACGACUUCAACCACAACAACUACAGAGGUAACUAGACCUACCACAGGUGGAACGACAACAGUUGAAGAAACCACAAAUGAGACAAGUCCAUCUACAAAACCACCUAAAGAAGUCACCUCCGGCCCAACAACAACUUCCACCACUGUAAUUGUUGAAACCUCUACCUCCACACCUCAGCCCACAAGAUUAGGUGAAGAAACAUCAGGGCCAGUUGUCAUAACUUCCAAUCCCACUACUUUAACAACAACAACAGAGGUAACUACACCUACAAGAGGUGAAACUACAACAGUUGAAGAAACCACAACUGAGACAAUUCCAUCUACAUCCACAAAGCCACCUAAAGAAGCCACCACAGGCCCAAUUACAUAUUCCACAACUGCUGAAGUUGUAACUUUGACAUCACAGCCUUCAACAACAAGUACAGAAACAACAGAGCCAGUUGUCAUCACAGGCCCAUUAGAAACAACAAGAAAUCCUUCAACAUCGCCACAAGUGAUUAUUACACCAACAUCACAAGUAGUCACCACCAGCCAGUGUAUGUGCAUUGUUAAUGGGACACAAUAUCUACCAGGGAACCUAGUGUAUAAUGUGACUGAUGGUUCAGGGUGGUGCUUCACCGCUUACUGCAAAGCAACGUGUCAAGUUGAAGUUGAAUCAAAUCCCUGUCCUUCCUCUACACCACCCACUGUUUCACCCACAACGUCAGAAGAGACAACAACCACACCACCAACAACUCAAUCCUCCCCAGACUGCACUAGCAUUCAGCCACCAAGAAAGAAUGGAGAGUCUUGGCAGCUGAAUAGCUGUACCACAGCAAUUUGCCAGGAUGGAAUUGUUGUCCAUAUACCAGUAAAAUGCAAGCCAGUGGAGCCACUACAGUGUGAGAAUGGUCGUCCACCUGUCAAGGUCUAUGAUUCAACUGGAUGCUGCUUUACAUAUGAAUGUGAAUGUGUAUGCAGUGGAUGGGGUGGAUCUCACUACAUGACAUUUGAUGGAGUAUAUUACAAUUUCCAGGAGAACUGCUCAUACAUCUUAGUGAAAGAAAUCAACUUCAAAUACAACCUUACCAUUAUUGUUGAUAAUCACUACUGUGGAAACGCCGACAGUGGAUUCUGUCCUCAGUCCCUUAUCAUUCACUACAAUUCCUAUGAAGUGAUUCUUACCCAGCAGAGAUCUGGUGAAACAACAGAAAACGUGGUAUAUGUCAACAGUAAACGAAUCUACCCAGCUUACAGAAUGGGUGACAUUGCUCUAACAAGUACUGGUGUGGAGGUUGUGCUGGAGAUCCCUGAUCUUAAGGUUCAGGUGUCUUACAAGGGGUCAUCAUUUAGCAUCAACCUUCCUUACUCCCUCUUCCAAAGCAGCACAGAGGGCCAGUGUGGUACCUGUGAUAAUUCCCAGAAGAAUGACUGCCAGUCACCUAAUGGUCAGAUACAGAGCUGCUCAGUCGCAGCUAGCCAGUGGCUAAUUCCAAACCAGGACUGUCCAACUCCUCCAACAGCACCACCCGCAAGCACAUCCCCUACCCCUGCAAGACAGCCGUUUGUG